AUGCGGGAACCAACGGAACAUGCACCAAAGUUACGCGAGGACUUGGCCGAAGAGGUGAAAACCCCGAAUGCACACUAUAACGAAAAAGCAUUGGGAGAGCUACCGAUUCCCAACGCUAUGAUCAAGGAAACAUUCGGAUUGCACGGAGCUGCACCUGGUUCCUUGCCUCGGGAAAUCCCCGAAGGAGGGCAACAUUUUCAGGAUGGUUUCAAGGCGAAACUAGCGAGUCAACCAAACUCAGAUAGCAUUUUCACCCUUUGGGACUGGAGCUAA
This is a messenger RNA of Aspergillus ochraceoroseus IBT 24754, 273 nucleotides long. RefSeq lists its product as uncharacterized. Bases 1 to 273 code for a protein of 90 amino acids. The transcript has 3 exons. Gene Ontology annotation, molecular function: monooxygenase activity; iron ion binding; oxidoreductase activity, acting on paired donors, with incorporation or reduction of molecular oxygen. Lineage: Eukaryota; Fungi; Ascomycota; Eurotiomycetes; Eurotiales; Aspergillaceae. The record is from RefSeq and is a predicted model, not a curated record.